UGAUUAAAAAUUCUUCCUUUUGCUGUAGAAUCAAACCCAAGUAGCAACAGCUUUGCAAGUGUUCUACAACUUGGGCUCGUUAGCCAGCACAGUUAAUGAAGUGGUGGACAAGGUGAGGGAAAACCUGACAACCAGUGUUAAAGAAGCCUUGGAUCCUAACACUCUCUCACAAAUUCAACCUAAUGCAGGUGCAGGAGGUCCUGGGCGUGCAGCCAUUCCUACCCCAGGGAACACAGCAGCUUGGAGAGCAACUCUGUGGACUAGAUUGGAGCAACUUAUGGACUCUAUCUACUCUGCAUGUGGCCAGGUUCAUCAUCUUCAAAAGGUUUUGGCAAAGAAACGAGAUCCUGUAACUCAUGUUUGUUUUGUGGAGGAAUUGUUGAAGGAUGGGAAAUCUUGUAUCACCUCAUUCUGGAAUUCAGUUACUUCAAUUUUGACGGAAGAAUUCGCACAGGCUGCCCAAGCCUCCACUUUUUUGAAGCAAGCAUUUGAAGGAGAGUACCCGAAACUACUACGGCUUUACAAUGAUCUGUGGUCUCGGUUACAGCAAUUUAGUGGUGCCUCAAGUGCUCCUACUCCUGGCAUUGUUCCUCAAAUUGAACCUUCCUUUAGUCUGUUUCCAAGCGCUGAGGACCAGUUUAGUUUGAGUCCAGAGCAAGCCCUGAAGAACAGCCUAGCCCCCUUUGAAAUUGCCUACCUGUCGAGAUCUUUAUCCAGAUUACUGGACCCAAUUAACCUGGUGUUCCCAUCUGGUGCGCGGAACCCUCCUUCCAAGGAGGAGUUAGCCAGUAUUGCCAAGACGAUUUCAAGUGAGCUGAGUGUGGCCAGUGUAGAUGUUGGACUCACAAUAACUGUAGCCAGAAAUGUCGCCAAAACAGUGCAGCUGUACACAGCAAAAUGUGAAGAACUGCUCGUCGCGGGGCCCGAAGGAAAUCAGUUAUAUGACCACGUGACUCCAGCUCAGCAAAAGAACGCUGCCAUUGUGAACAGUUUGUUUCAAUUACACCAAGCCGUGAUCAAGAUUGUGGAUGGUCUGUGGUCUCAGUCCCCUGGUGUUGCUGUGGAUGCAAUAUCUACCGGGUUACAGGGAAUUCUAGCGCUGAUUAAUUCGGCUUUGGAUCCACUGCUUGAUGCGAUCAGCCGUGAUUUGGAAAACCAUAUAUUCAAGAUGCAUUCCGAAGAUUUCACAAGUUCCACCUUGUCGCGUGACAUUGCUGAUAACCCGGAUGCGCCAUGUUCUGGUUACAUUCAAGACUUGCAGGAUUUUAUUAUACACGUUCAAAAGAACUACAUUGCACUUUAUGAGUGCAGAGAAAUUCUCUCGCAAAGGUUGGAAGAGAUCGUGUGUCGAACUAUUGAGCUGUUUGUUCGUCACGCCAGUCUACUUAGAGCCAUUGGCGAGGGAGGAAAACUGAAGCUUGCUGCUGACAUGGCUCAGAUUGAGUUUGCUGUUGGUCCAUUAUGCCACAAAGUGUCAGAUUUAGGAAAGUCCUACAAACUUUUGAGAUCUUUUAGACCUCUAUUAUUUCAAACCUCUGAAGAUAUUGUAAAUAAUCCGGCCCUUGGAGAAAGUCUUCCUCACAGUGUGGUAUUGCAUCAUUUGUUUUCACGCGCUCCAAACGAACUUAAAUCUCCUCACGAGGUGGCAGGAUGGUCAUUGGGUUUCUACUCUCAAUGGUUGGAUGAGCACACAUCAGAGGAAGAGAAACUUGCACUUAUUAAAGGCACACUGGAGGCAUACGUUCAGUCGGUCAGAUCACGUGGAGAAAAAGAAUUUGCACCAGUGUAUCCCAUCAUGCUGAGGAUUCUUCAAGCUGUGAGAGCUACACAGGGCUCCUAAUAUUUUGCUGACUGGAAGAAAAACAAACAAACAGACAGACACGAAAACAACAACAACAACAACAUGGGAGCCAAAAAAUUACGUAGCAUAUUCCUGGAGUAUAUUUCCUUACAACAAGUCUGUGAUAGAAGAUAGAAUUAAGUUAUUUUUUAUUGUUGGUCGACAGAAAGCAGGGAUAUGAUACUGAGUCCAUUGUGUAUAUAACGCCUUAUGUAGAAGGCACCGAACAUCGAACACUUACUCCUUACAUUCUUAACCCUUUACACCCUAACAUCAGUAUGCAUAUUCUCCAUACUGUUCUCUGUACAUUUACUAAGGUACUGACAAGGAGAAUUUGCCCAACAAUCAAGAGUUCCUUUAGUUGGUGAUCAUUUCCUUCAUUCUCAUGAUAUUAAUGUAUGAUUCAGAGGAGAUAUUGUAAGGAGAAAUUAGAUGCCAAUCACUCUUGAGGGUUAAAGGGUUUAUUAGUUGAUACUGUACUUUAAUUGGAACACAUUUCCUAAAUGUUCGUAAGUUCUGUGUAACGCCACCGAAUCAAUAAAAGGGAAAUGGAAAAGGGUUUGGUGGAGAAACGAAGGGUGGUACUCAUUUAAGAUAGUAUGUAAAAAAUGAACAGCUAUUGUAAGCUACACACUGCUACUUCAUGUUUAAUUUAUUGAGAACAUAAUAUUUAAAAAUUAUAUAGUCGUAAUGUACCGGGAAGAAGCGAUUACGUCAAGAAUAGCCUUUCCGCGAAGUAAGUGCCGUACCAAAGGGGACUUGGAAAGUAUGGCGCUGGAAGGGACUUCUGGAAGGGGACUUGGGAAUAAAAGGACCUUGGAAAAGAGGGACCUAAUAGAUACAUGGAAAAUGGAGACUCAAUUGGGGCUUUUAAAAUAUAUAAGUAAAAAGAACUUAGAAUGAAGGGCCAAUUAGGAGCAUAGACAAUAGGGACUUGGAUGGGGCUUAGAAAUCAUAGGAACUCAAGAGGGGCUUGAAUAAAUGGGACCAGUAAGGACCGAACAACAAGGGACUUAACCUGGGCUUGGGAAUUAAGAGGAACUGGGAAUUAACGUGGAUUGUUGAAAAGAGGAUUUGGAAAAGCACCGCUAAAAGUGAAGACGUAGCUUGGAGUCUUGGAAAUUUCUGUGAAGAUUGAAUAAGAUUUGACUAAAACCAGAUUGUAGUUCUUGGACUUAAAAGCCAAUAGAAUAAAGGUAUUUGAUAGAACUCAACUUUAAA
Messenger RNA from Pocillopora damicornis (cauliflower coral), 3061 nucleotides. Its product is annotated as conserved oligomeric Golgi complex subunit 5. Gene Ontology annotation, biological process: intra-Golgi vesicle-mediated transport. The record is from RefSeq and is a predicted model, not a curated record. Gene Ontology annotation, cellular component: COG complex. NCBI's taxonomy places the organism in Eukaryota, Metazoa, Cnidaria, Anthozoa, Scleractinia, Pocilloporidae.